Molecule: messenger RNA, 761 nt
Organism: Rhodamnia argentea
Lineage: Eukaryota; Viridiplantae; Streptophyta; Magnoliopsida; Myrtales; Myrtaceae
Product: chaperone protein DnaJ-like
Exons: 6
Coding region: 96-494 (132 amino acids)
Cellular component (GO): cytoplasm; nucleus
Source: RefSeq, a predicted model, not a curated record
GCGAUCGUUUUACGUUAUCCGCUUUUAACCGAAGCCAUCUCCACCGCUUGGGCCACCGCACACGGCCUUUCUCUCUCUACGGCGUGUCGGUGGAGAUGAUGUGGGAAGACUCUUUUCCGCAGCACGACGGCGGCGAGCCCGAGCAAGAAUCUCCCUUCAAUUUCGACUUCUUCUCUCUCCUAUCCAAACCCAAGGAUUAUUAUAAGAUUUUGGAGGUGGAUUACGAUGCCUCUGAGGAAGCGAUUCGGUCUAAUUACAUCCGGCUUGCACUGAAAUGGCAUCCGGACAAACAGAAGGGUCAGGAUGAUGUGACUUCAAGGUUUCAAGAGAUAAAUGAAGCGUACCAGGUUCUCAGCGAUCCUGCCAAAAGAAGAGAAUAUGACACGAAAGGGAUGCUACAUGUUCAUGAUUACAAUAUAGUUGAGUAUCUUAACCGCUACAAAGGCCUUAUAUUGACAUGUAAUGGCUUAGGGAUCCGGCAAUCAAUUUGGUGAGCUAAAUGCUUCUGUCUCUCUCGAAUCACAUCUUAGGAAGCACUAGACGUGUGGCAUGUAUAUGUUAGUAGCCACCAAGCUUCAGCAUGAGAAGGCUCUGGGGAUUUUUUUAGUAUUCAGGAGUUAAAAUCUUCUUUGAGAAAUUAGCAGCUUCUGGCCCCUGAGGAUGCCAACCCUCCUGUUUUUGGAAGGGUAACAAAUUUCUGAUGUGUAUACUGUGAAUUUCUCAAAUGAGUCAUUUACGACUGAUCAAAUGCGACUUUCAUA